Molecule: messenger RNA, 1913 nt
Organism: Condylura cristata (star-nosed mole)
Lineage: Eukaryota; Metazoa; Chordata; Mammalia; Eulipotyphla; Talpidae
Gene: ESR2
Product: estrogen receptor 2 (ER beta)
Exons: 8
Coding region: 16-1602 (528 amino acids)
Biological process (GO): cellular response to estradiol stimulus; estrogen receptor signaling pathway; regulation of DNA-templated transcription
Cellular component (GO): nucleus
Molecular function (GO): steroid binding; sequence-specific DNA binding; nuclear estrogen receptor activity
Source: RefSeq, a predicted model, not a curated record
CUACCUAUUCAAGACAUGGAUAUAAAAAAUUCACCAUCGAGCCUUAACUCUCCUGCUUCCUACAACUGCAGUCAACCCAUUCUGCCAGUGGAUCAUGGCCCCAUAUAUAUACCAUCUUCCUAUGUGGAGAGCCGCCAUGAAUAUUCGGCCAUGGCAUUCUAUAGCCCUACUGUGGUGAAUUACACUAUUCCCAGUAGUUCCAAUCAUUCCGAAAGUGGGCCUGGUCAGCAAACCACAAGUUCAAAUGUGUUGUGGCCAAGUCCUGGGCAUCUCUCUCCUUUAGCCAUCCAUUGCCAGCCAUCACUUCUAUACGCAGAACCUCAAAAGAGUUCCUGGUGUGAAGCAAGAUCACUAGAACAUAACUUGCCUAUAAACAGAGAGACACUGAAAAGGAAGGUUAGUGGGAGCAGUUGCACCAGCCCUGUUACUAGUCCAAAGAAGGAUGCCCAUUUCUGUGCCGUCUGCAGUGAUUACGCAUCAGGAUAUCACUAUGGAGUCUGGUCCUGUGAAGGAUGUAAGGCCUUUUUUAAAAGAAGCAUUCAAGGACAUAAUGAUUACAUUUGUCCAGCUACAAAUCAGUGUACUAUAGAUAAGAACAGGCGCAAAAGCUGCCAGGCCUGCCGACUUCGGAAGUGUUAUGAAGUUGGAAUGGUCAAGUGUGGCUCCCGGAGAGAAAGGUGUGGGUAUCGUAUAAUGCGUAGGCAGAGAAAUUCUGAUGAGCAGCUGCAUUGCCUGAGCAAAUCCAAGAAAAAUAGUGGACAUGUGACCCGGGUGAAGGAACUGCUGCCGAGCGCCCUGAGUCCAGAGCAGUUGGUUCUCACGCUGCUUGAGGCAGAGCCACCCAACGUGCUAGUGAGCCGGCCUAGCGCGCCCUUCACUGAGGCCUCCAUGAUGAUGUCCCUCACCAAACUGGCUGACAAGGAACUGGUGCACAUGAUUGGUUGGGCCAAGAAAAUUCCAGGCUUUGUGGAGCUCAGUCUGUAUGACCAAGUGCGGCUCUUGGAGAGCUGCUGGCUGGAGGUGUUAAUGUUGGGGCUGAUGUGGCGCUCGAUUGAUCACCCUGGCAAGCUUAUCUUUGCUCCAGACCUCGUUCUGGACAGGGAUGAGGGAAAAUGCGUAGAAGGAAUUCUGGAAAUCUUUGACAUGCUUCUGGCAACAACUUCAAGGUUUCGCGAGUUAAAACUCCAACACAAAGAGUAUCUCUGUGUCAAGGCCAUGAUCCUUCUCAACUCCAAUAUGUACCCAUUAACUGCAGCACCCCAGGAGGCUGAGAGUAGCCAGAAGCUGACUCACUUACUGAAUGCCGUGACUGAUGCCCUGGUCUGGGUGAUCUCCAAGAGUGGCAUCCCUUCCCAGCAGCAGUCUAUUCGCCUGGCUAACCUGCUGAUGCUCCUUUCUCAUGUCAGGCAUGCCAGUAACAAGGGCAUGGAACACCUACUCAGCAUGAAGUGCAAAAACAUGGUCCCAGUCUAUGAUCUGUUGCUGGAGAUGCUGAAUGCCCACACGCUUCGUGGGUUUAAGUCCUCAGUCGUAGGGUCUGGGGGUAUCCCAGCAGAGGAGAGUGAGAACAAAGAGGGCUUCCAGAACCCACAAUUUCAGUGAUGCCCAGCUCUGAUGUGAACCGGCUGCAGAGGUCAGAGAUUUAAGCAUGACAGCAGCAUGAAUCAUGAGCCCCAAGGGGAGUGGGUGGGCUUCCUUCUACUGUGUUCCUCCUUUGGUUAUGGCAGGCUCGGUCAGGUGCCAUUCACCUCUGACCUCCCCACUUCCCAAGAGUCAAGGUGAGAGAGCCAGACUUCUUGUGACCAGGGGUGCUUGAAUGCAGAGUUUAUGUUUUGCUUGGUCUGCAGGGUCUCACUGUUGACCCUUCCUUGCCACUACCUUCCAUUGCUUUGGAAAACACUUGAGAGCCUGGU